ACAACUUCGGAGUCAAGGUGUCUCUCUUGCUCCAUCAAUAAAGCGUCUCGCUGCCUUCUGCGAGCACUAUAAAGGCAGCGGAACAGGUGUCCCCGGGACAUUCCGGGCGGGGCACGAGCAGAAGCAGGUCAUGGCAGCGACGGGCGGCAGGUCCGAGCCGCCGCGGCUCCCCGAGUGCGGCUGCAGCUACGUGGUGGCGCGGCCGGUCUACAGCGAGCUCGCCUUCCAGCAGCAGCACGAGCGGCGCCUGCCAGAGAGCAGGACGCUGCGGGAGCGCCUGGCCAGGAGCUGCAGUUGUUCAAGAAAGAGAGCCCUUCGUGUAGUGAAGACUCUUCUGCCUAUUUUGGAGUGGCUCCCCAAAUACCGAGUCAAGGAAUGGCUGCUUUGUGACAUCGUUUCAGGAGUUAGCACCGGGCUAGUGGGCACGCUGCAAGGUAUGGCGUAUGCUCUACUAGCUGCAGUUCCUGUUGGAUAUGGUCUCUACUCUUCUUUUUUCCCUAUCCUUACGUAUUUUAUCUUUGGAACAUCAAGACACAUCUCAGUUGGACCUUUCCCAGUGGUCAGUUUAAUGGUGGGAUCUGUUGUUCUGACCAUGGCCCCCGAUGAAAACUUUGUCAUAUCCAGCAGUAAUGGGACUGCAUUAAAUUCUACCACGAUAGAUUUUGCCGCUCGAGAUGCAGCGAGAGUAUUGAUUGCGAGCACUCUUACUCUUUUGGUUGGAAUCUUACAGUUGAUAUUUGGAAGUUUGCAGAUUGGAUUCAUAGUGAGGUACUUGGCAGAUCCUUUGAUUGGUGGAUUCACAACAGCUGCUGCCUUCCAAGUGUUUGUCUCACAGUUAAAGAUUGUCCUCAACGUUUCAACCAAAAACUAUAAUGGAGUUCUCUCCAUUAUCUAUACACUGGUUGAGACUUUUCAAAAUGCUGGUAACACCAAUCUUGCUGAUCUCAUUGCUGGAUUACUCACCAUUAUCAUCUGUAUGGCAGUUAAAGAAUUAAAUGAUCGAUUUAAACACAAAAUCCCGAUCCCUAUUCCUAUAGAAGUAAUUGUGACAAUAAUUGCUGCUGCCAUUUCAUAUGGAGUUGACCUGGAAAAAAAUUACAAUGCUGGCAUUGUUAAAUCCAUUCCAAGGGGGUUUUUGCCUCCUGUACUUCCAUCUUCGAACUUGUUUUCUGAGAUGCUGGCUUCGUCGUUUUCCAUCGCUGUGGUUGCGUAUGCUAUUGCAGUGUCUGUAGGAAAAGUAUAUGCCAUCAAGUAUGAUUAUACCAUCGAUGGAAACCAGGAAUUCAUUGCUUUUGGGAUCAGCAACAUCUUCUCGGGAUUCUUCUCCUGUUUUGUGGCCACCACUGCCCUGUCCCGCACUGCUGUCCAGGAGACCACAGGGGGAAAGACGCAGAUUGCUGGCAUCAUCUCAGCUGGGAUUGUGCUGAUUGCCAUCGUUGCCCUGGGAAAGCUGCUAGAACCGCUGCAGAAGUCAGUCUUGGCAGCUGUCGUUAUUGCCAACCUGAAAGGGAUGUUUAUGCAAGUGUGUGACGUUCCUCGUCUGUGGAGGCAGAGUAAGACUGAUGCUAUUAUCUGGGUGUUUACAUGUGUAAUGUCCAUCAUUCUGGGGCUGGACCUUGGUUUACUAGCCGGCCUAAUAUUUGGAUUACUGACUGUGGUCCUGAGAGUUCAGUUUCCCUCAUGGAAUGGCCUUGGAAGCAUCCCUACCACAGACAUCUACAAAAAUACCAAGAAUUACAAAAAUAUUGAAGAACCUGAAGGAGUGAAGAUUCUUAGAUUUUCUAGUCCCAUUUUUUAUGGCAACGUUGAUGGCUUUAAAAAAUGUAUCAAGUCCACAGUUGGAUUUGAUGCCACUCGAGUACAUAAUAAAAGGCUCCAAGCAUUGAAGAAAAUACAGAAACUCAUCAAAAAAGGGCAAUUAAGAGCAACAAAGAAUGGCAUCAUAAGUGAUGCUGGUUCAUCUAACAAGGCAUUUGAGCCUGAUGAAGAUGUUGAAGACCCAGAAGAACUUGAUAUCCCAACCAAAGAAAUAGAGAUUCAAGUGGAUUGGAACUCUGAGCUUCCAGUCAAAGUGAAUGUUCCCAAAGUGCCAAUCAAUAGCCUUGUGCUUGACUGUGGGGCUGUGUCUUUCUUGGAUAUUGUUGGAGUGAGAUCACUGAGAAUGAUUGUCAAAGAAUUCCAGAGAAUUGAUGUGAAUGUAUACUUUGCAUCGCUUCAAGACCAUUUGAUAGAAAAGCUGGAGCAAUGUGGUUUCUUUGAUGAGAACAUUAGAAAGGACAUGUUGUUUUUGACUGUCCAUGAUGCUAUACUCUAUCUACAGAACCAGGUUAAAUCCAGAGAGAUUCAAGAUUCCAUUUUAGAAACGAUCGCCCUCAUCCAAGAAGGCAAAGAUCCUCUUGAAUUAAUAGAAGCAGAGCUGACUGAAGAAGAAUUUGAUGUCCAGGAUGAGGCUAUGCGUAGACUUGCUUCCUGAAAAAGGGCUCAGGAGGUCACUAUUCUUUCUGACCUUGACACCCAUGAGCUGCAUUGAGCCCAGUGUAAGGUCACAUUAAGCAAAUGCUGAAAUACAAUUAUGAAAUGUGUUAGUGAAUAAAAACCUUCAAUGUUACUUUUGGUAAAUUAAUCAACUUUUUUGAAAAGAUGAAAAUUUGUUUAAUAUUUAUAUGUGAUCAGAUAUAUAACCAGAAUUCAGAAUCAAUGAAAUGAUUCACUUAAAAGGUACAGAACUGAAAUGAUGUAUUUUAGAAAUAUUAAUUCAAAGAAGUGAAAAGGAGUUUAUCUUGGUUCUGUGAAACCAUUUUUUGAUAUGAUAAUAACCAUGGACUGCAACUAUCGAAGAAAGUAUAUGGCACACUAUAUCUUAAAAAUGCUGCUCUAAUUUAUUUUAUAGAAAUGAUCAUUGUGUUGAGGUAUAUACAGGUAUAGUCUAUGUAAAAAUUAACAAUUGUUAUUUUGAAAAACAAUGUUGAUUUAAGUAUUUCUAAGAUAGUGAUAAUUAAAGUGGGUUUAUAUUGUUCUCUAAAAUUUUAGCUGUAUGUAAAGUUCUGACCACUUUGCAAAAAAAUUUUUAAACAUGAACUGCUUAUAGUAAUCUAUGUUUAAAAUGACUCUUUAAGAGAAAGCAUUCUUAAUGGAACAUACGCACUGAAGACAUAUACAUUUCUAAAAAUCUGUAUUUUAAGCCAGAAAAUUUUAUUUUAUAAUAUUUAUUUUUACUUAAUCUUUUUCUGAGUGUCAGCAGUUUUCUGGGUAUUAUAUAUAAGAUGCAGGCUUUGGUCCUGUGGACUAUUCCCAUAUAUUUCAUGUUGGAGUGAAUAAAGUUGUACUUCAUUUCUAGAAAAAAUUUUUACUCAGGUCCCCAAUUGAGACAAUGUCUCACCUAACUUGAUUGUGAAUUAUAUUGUCCCCUUUGGCUUAGAUACAUACAUUCCCAAAUGUGUUUGGCAAUCCAAAGGCAGAAUGUCUUCUCUCUCUGUUUUUCUUCUGAAAUACAAUCAGAAAAAAACAUAUCUACUUCUGAAGGAAGACGAUCAAUUAUCAUAUCAGAUGGGUUUACUAAGAGCACCACCUUCCCCAAUCCAGUACUGCAUACUAGAAUUUGAGUGAGUUGUAAUGGAUUGUGAUGUUACAAUCAAUAUUCUUUAGUGCUCAUGGGUUAUUCUGCCUUUAAUUGACUUAGAACAGAUUUCUUCCCAUAUUGGGUGUAUCAUAACCAGGAUUAGAAUAUUAUCUCAUUUUCACAGGAUAGACUUGCAGAAAAUAUAUGAAUGCCUCUGUUCAAUAGAGGAAAUAGACACUGAAUUUUUUUUUAAGGAACUGUCAGUUACAUUUUACAAUAAGGCUAGAGUAUUGUACAUUCUUGGGUCCUUUUGUGACUACCUAAAACCACAGUCUGUUUGACUUGUUUCCCAAGCACGUUCUAGGAAUGCUGCCUCUUCUAUGCAUUUUGUGAACACUAAGCAUACUUUUAAUUCUGUAUUUCCAAGGGGAAUUUCACUUGAAAUUAAAGGUGUCUUUUGUUGUAUUUUUCAUUGAUAGGCUAAGAUUCUAGCAUUGUAUAUGAAUUUCAAUAAUAAAUGAAAAAUCAAGUACAUUUGGAAAUAUUUGCACAUAUUUUUAAUUAAAUGUAAAGUUGUCUUUUAAACCACUCUGAUGUUCUCUUUCUGAACAAAACUAUUAAAUAUAAUGAAAAAUGCUAUGUUCUAGUUUGCUAAUGCUGCCGGAACGCAGAACACCAGAAAUGGAUUGGCUUUUAUAAAAGGGGGUUUAUUUGGUUAUACAG
This is a messenger RNA of Choloepus didactylus (southern two-toed sloth), 4282 nucleotides long. RefSeq names its product solute carrier family 26 member 4 (gene SLC26A4). Gene Ontology annotation, biological process: transmembrane transport. Lineage: Eukaryota; Metazoa; Chordata; Mammalia; Pilosa; Megalonychidae. The record is from RefSeq and is a predicted model, not a curated record. Gene Ontology annotation, cellular component: membrane. Gene Ontology annotation, molecular function: secondary active sulfate transmembrane transporter activity; chloride transmembrane transporter activity; bicarbonate transmembrane transporter activity. The transcript is spliced from 22 exons. The coding region runs from base 131 to 2473 and encodes 780 amino acids.